UCAAGAGAAAGUUCCCGGGAGCUCUUCAAAAUAGUUAGUGGAGCUGGCGGCAGGAGUGAGCCUGGUCGCUAUCGCCCGGCUGGCCCCAGGAUUGUGGAGCACCUGCUGCAGAGAGGACGCCGCUGCCGGCCACCUGUGAGACCUGCCCCGCAUCCCUUACCUGCUCGCCCUCUUCGGAGACCCAUCCUCUGCGGCGGGGAGAAACUGACUUCCCUGGGGCACCAGGUGCGCUUCCGGGAGAUCAUGGCCCACAUGGGGGACUGCAGGUGGAUGUCCUGGCUUCCGGUGCUGGUGGUGUCUCUGAUGUGCUCAGCCAAGGCAGAGGAAUCCAGCUGUGGCGAGAACGAAUACCACAACCAGACUACCGGGCUGUGCCACCAGUGUCCUCCCUGCAGGCCAGGGGAGGAGCCCUACAUGUCCUGCGGGUACGGCACCAAAGACGACGACUAUGGCUGCGUGCCCUGCCCCGCGGAGAAGUUCUCCAAAGGAGGUUACCAGAUAUGCAGGCGCCACAAGGACUGUGAGGGCUUCUUCCGGGCCACCGUGCUGACGCCAGGAGACAUGGAAAACGACGCCGAGUGUGGCCCCUGUCUCCCUGGCUACUACAUGCUGGAAAACAGACCCAGGAACAUCUACGGCAUGGUCUGCUACUCCUGCCUCUUGGCACCUCCCAACACCAAGGAAUGUGUGGGAGCCACCUCUGGGGUUUCUGCCCACUCCUCCAGCACAUCUGGGGGCAGCACCUUGUCUCCCUUCCAGCAUGCUCACAAAGCAGAGCUCUCAGGCCAAGGACACCUGGCCACCGCCCUGAUUAUUGCCAUGUCUACCAUCUUCAUCAUGGCCAUCGCCAUUGUCCUCAUCAUUAUGUUCUACAUCAUGAAGACUAAGCCUUCAGCUCCAGCCUGCUGUACCAGUCCCCCAGGAAAGAGCCCAGAAGCACCAGCUAGCACACAUGAAGAGAAAAAGGAGGCCCCAGACAGCGUGGUGGUGACUUUCCCUGAGAAUGGUGAAUUCCAGAAGUUGACAGCAACACCCACAAAGACCCCCAAGAGUGAGAACGACGCCUCCUCUGAGAACGAGCAGUUGCUGAGUCGCAGUGUGGACAGUGAUGAGGAGCCAGCCCCGGACAAGCAGGGGUCCCCAGAGCUGUGCCUGCUGUCGCUAGUUCACCUGGCCAGGGAGAAGGCUGCAGCCAGUAACAAGUCUGCUGGGAUCCAAAGUCGGAGGAAAAAGAUACUGGACGUGUAUGCCAACGUGUGUGGUGUUGUUGAAGGUCUCAGCCCCACAGAGUUGCCGUUUGACUGCCUUGAGAAGACCAGCCGGAUGCUCAGCUCCACCUACAACUCCGAGAAAGCGGUCGUGAAGACGUGGCGCCACCUUGCCGAGAGCUUUGGACUCAAGAGGGAUGAGAUCGGGGGCAUGACCGAUGGCAUGCAGCUUUUUGACCGCAUCAGCACCGCGGGCUACAGCAUCCCAGAGCUGCUCACGAAGCUGGUGCAGAUCGAGCGGCUAGAUGCCGUGGAGUCCUUGUGCGCAGACAUACUGGAGUGGGCCGGGGUGGUGCCGCCUGCCUCCCCGCCCCCAGCCGCAUCCUGAGGAGUGUGCCUUGGACUGUCCCCCCCUGGGACCGGCUGGGGAUCCAACGAGGCCACUGCAGCUGUGAGCGAUGCCAUCGGACUGCCAAAACUCAAGGCUUUUCCUGGUGGGUCGCCGUAUUCCUUAGGCUGACCUGAGGAGCCUGUUGAGUGCUCAAAUGAACAUGUGGGGCUGACACGGGUGAAGAAUCGGAUCCCGUCUUUAAGGAGGCCCCUGGUGGGAGACAGAGGGCAUGCUACAGACCGUAUCACCAGCCCAUCAAAUAGGCCAAAUGAAGGGAUGCUGAGAAAAUGUAGCCAAAGCUCUAAGAAGGGUGAUGGCUUCUCGUGGAGUUGAGAAAUGGGGGCAAGCUUAUGAAGAAAAUAGCUUGACGGUUUUAGUAAGAUGGCCAUGAAGUCCAGCCACCCCACUUCCUGCAUUGCUUCAGACGGAGCAGUUUGUUGGUGUGCUCUAUGGUUUCAGGGGUAACUUGACCUGUGUUUGUGGUCGCCCACAAUGACAGAAGCCUUGCAGUCACUAGUGGAAGAACGUGGUGUAUGUCACUGGCACACAAGGCGUGUCUGCCCAGCCGAACCCAAGUGUGGGCAGAUCUGGCCUCUAGUGGCACUCACAGACACAAGCAGUUACAAUGUGUCAGGCUGUUUUUACUUCAAACAGGUGUCUGUUCUCUCUACAAAGGGAAAUGGUGACUUCCUAAGAGUUUGACCAUGCCUGAUUCUAGACUUCAGGGGUGGCCAAAAUUCGUGGAUGAGGCUUGUGUGAGUUCAGACACAGCAUCCUGAGCCAGUGAGGGAUGGUGGAGCCUGAAGUGCAGUACAGACCUGGGGCCUGGAGUCCUGGCCCUGGGGGAGUCAUGGGGGGGGGGCUGUCUUCUCCUCCCCAAGACUGAGCUUUUCUCCUGCAAAUGAGAGCUUGGUCUUCAUGUUUGUUUGUGGUCAGGAAAGUUAAGGCUCAGGUGAGCAAAAGAAAAUGGAGGCAGGACAGGAGAGGCCAAGGGAGCCUCCAUGGGGUAAAUACAGUGUGGGCGGCCACACAAAAUGAGAGUAUGAGGGAAACUCCUAUCCGGUAUUCUCAUGUAAGGGCAAAUGUAGGACAGAGUAUUUACAGAGACAAAGCUUAUAAACGGGCAUUGUUCUUGGCAGAUUCUUACUUCACCUCUAACUGCCAAGAAAUGGGAAGUCGGGGAGCUUUCCCGCCAGGGGGUUAAUGCCCAGCCGGCUGCUGGGCUCCCUCCUGAAGGCUGACGGUAGUGAUCGUUAAAUUACAAUAAAGCCUCUGAUUUAGAAAGCUGUGGGUUGGCUUUUCGUUUGUUUUUUUAAAGUCAUAGGCCUUUUGGGGUGGGAAUCGGUGGUAUAUUUAAAACCAUCAAGCCAUUUCCUACCAUUGAAUAUAGAACAGACUGUGAGAGGACCAUAGUUAGGUCCUGAAUAUUUAAUAUGAUCAUUUUACUGUGUCUGUUUGUGCUUUUUUUUUUUUUUUUCAAAGAUGGUGUUUGCUGUAUCCUGCAAGUUAAACAGUCUGUUUAAUUAUCCUUUUAAUUCCUCUUUGAGAUCCUGCAGUGCCCCUUACCCCUGGUCAUCAGUAAUGAUGCUGAGCGUCCCCUUAAUUAGACUGUAAAUGUCAUCUGUGAUGAGUGAGCAGGUCUAGGAGAGCAGGAUCCUCUCCCCCCAACUGUCCCUCUGGUGAAGAAUGGGCAGCUGCAGUCGGCAGUGUGGGCUGGCUUCAGUUCACCCUAUUAGAUUUCAGGGCUUGAGGGCAGCCAGCGUCCAUGUUGUUUCAUUGACUCCCAGCUUGCUGAUUUAGGGGAGCUAGUCCCUUGUCAUUUACUUUAUUUGGCAAUAAAUCCAGGAAAGGUUUGCUACAAUGAGCUUUGCCUAUGCUGUGGAAAUCAGAACCAGCAAGACCGUAACGAUUCUCACUGACCAAUGCUGGCACUCCAUGCUGCCAUUUUUGUCUGGAGACUGUCAUUAUUUUCCAGUACUUAAAAUUAUUUAGUAAACACCCAGGCUAGGCCUGAGGCCCUUAGCUGGUGAAGUCGUAAUUACGAGUAUUUUAUGUAAUUUGUUUAUAUAACUUAUUAUAUUUUUAUAUGAUCGAUAAAUGUGUUAAUAAAAAGAAGGCUUCAGAUUGGUA
Messenger RNA from Peromyscus maniculatus bairdii (prairie deer mouse), 3729 nucleotides. NCBI's taxonomy places the organism in Eukaryota, Metazoa, Chordata, Mammalia, Rodentia, Cricetidae. The record is from RefSeq and is a predicted model, not a curated record.